UUUACCUCAGAAUAACAAUGCAAUUUUGCUUAUCAAACACUGUUUAAUCUCCAAAAUCUAUAUCUUGUUUUUAUUAAAGGUAGGCUAGAGCCAAUUCCUUUUGUAAAGAUAUAAAGUAGCUUGUGAAUUUUAACUACAUGUGGACAUUGCUGUAAGAUUUGGUCCCUCAGGGUUCUAAGCGCCUCUUGAACUUUUUUAACUUGUUGCAAACAUAAAAACUGCCUUUUUCUUUCUCCCUUGUUGUUGCUAAGAAAACAAGUAUAGGUGGAUAAAAUGAAAAAAUUAUGAGCCAGAAUUAUGGCACACAGCCAUAUAACCCCAAAUGCUCAGGAGGCUGAGAAAGAACAAUCCCAAGUUCCAGGUCAGCUAGGUGAACUUAGCAAGACCUUGUUCAAACAUACAUUGACUGAGAAUGUAACUUAGAAGUAGCAGUAUUUGCUUCAUGGACAAGACCUUGGGUUUAGUUCCUAAAAUUGUUCCUACAGUCAUACAUACAAAUGAAUCUGAAAAGGCAAAAAUUUUCAACUGUAUGAGAAGUUGUUUUCAAAAUUUGGCAUUUAGUGACAGAGUGGUCUUUCAACCCUGCUAAGCAAGAGUUUAUUUUCUUUUAACUUGUCCUUGCUAAGGCAUCUGAGGAUAUAAGAAGGAAAAUGGAAGCAUAGUUACGGCCAGUUAUCUAUGAGAUAAGAUGAGAUUUGGGGAGGCAACUUAGCUGUUACAGAAUUUGUAUCUUAUGUAAGAGAAAAAAAACCUUAUUGAUUUAAACACAGUAGGAGAUUCUGUCUUCUGAAUGGAAUUAAAGUGCCUAUAAUCAAUGCUGAGGACUUAGUAAACCUUCAAAUCCAGUGGUAAUAAAUUUUGCCUUUACUGUUUUUUUUUCCCUUUUCUUAGUUAUAGAUUAUACAACUUGUCACAAAACAUUCCUGAAACACGAUGCAAGAAGAAGAAUAGUUCGCUGUAAGGCAGUCAUCAAACUUUCGUCCCUCAGAGGCCUCAUGUCACUAUCUUUCUCACCGUUUGCACCAAAUAUUGGAGAGACCAAAGUGUGGAAGAAGAAAUAAGUGUUUGCAUACUGAUUAAUUCUCUGCAAUGCGAGUGUUGGAUUUGAAGCACUCCUUUUCUGGGAGCUUUUUUGAGUUUAAUGGAGCACUCCAGACAGUAUUAACCUUCCUUUUGCUUCCAUGUUGCUUGACUGCAGAUUUUAGGGCACCCCCACUUAUACCUAAUGUACCUUUCCUCUGGGCCUGGAAUGCCCCAACUGAAGCUUGUCUCACCAAGUUUAAUGAGCCACUAGAUCUUAGUUUGUUCUCUUUAGUAGGAAGUCCCAAAAAAACUGCCACGGGUCAGCCUGUCACAAUAUUUUACACUGAUCGACUUGGCCUCUAUCCUCAUAUAGAUGAUGCACAAACAAGUAUUCAUGGAGGGAUACCCCAGUUGGGAUCUCUAAAAAGUCAUUUGACAAAAUCUAAGAGUGACAUUGAGCAUUACAUGCCAAUAGACAACGUGGGCUUGGCUAUCAUUGACUGGGAAGACUGGAGGCCCACCUGGUCAAGAAACUGGAAACCCAAGGAUAUUUACAGGAAUAAGUCUAUUGAAUUGGUCCACCAACAAAAUAAACAACUUAAUUUAACAGAAGUCACCAGGAGGGCCAAAAAAGAAUUUGAACAUGCAGCAAGAAAUUUUAUGGAAGAGACUUUAAAAUUGGGGAAAUCACUUCGGCCAAAUCACUUAUGGGGUUUUUAUCUUUUUCCUGAUUGUUAUAACAAUAAAUUUCAAGACCCCAACUACAAUGGACAUUGCCCUGAUAUAGAAAAGAAAAGAAACGAUGCUCUCUCCUGGAUAUGGAAGGAAAGCACAGCGCUUUACCCAUCUAUAUAUUUGAAAAGUGACUUGAAGUCAUCUCCACAGGCAGCACUCUAUGUCAGAAAUCGGGUCCGAGAGGCCAUUAGGGUGUCCAAGACAAGGGACCCUCAUAAUCCAGUUCCUGUUUUUGUAUAUUCUCGCAUUGUGUUUAUUGAUCUGACUUCCCAAUACCUGUAUCAGGAUGACCUUGUGAAUACAAUUGGUGAAACAGUUGCUCUGGGUGCCUCUGGAAUGGUAAUGUGGGGAACGCUUGGUUUAGCACGAAGUAUGAAAUCUUGUUUGAACUUACGUGAUUAUUUGGAGAACAUACUGAAUCCUUACUUAAUCAACGUCACCCUGGCAGCCAAAAUGUGUAGCCAAACACUUUGCCGGGGUCAAGGCAUGUGUUCGAGAAAAGACUGGAAUUCAGAUGACUAUCUUCACUUGAGCCCCCAAAAUUUUCAGAUUCAAUUUGUGAAAAGUGGAAAGUAUGAAAUCCGUGGCAGUCCAACCUUUGAUGACUUACAGUACUUUUCCAAAAACUUCCGUUGUAACUGUUAUGCCAACCUGAACUGCAAGGAGAGAGAUGACAUGGAAAGUGUGAACACUAUCAGUGUGUGUGCUGUUGAAGACGUUUGCAUUAAUUCCUUUGUAAUUGAAGAACCUGCGCUCUACCUGUCAACUGGAAACGCCCUAAUUUUGCUAAUAGCAGUCAGUCAGAUAUUAUAUCAUCUGCCACAAGAGGUCCAUGUGUGCUGAGGAAAGAUGUCAGUGGGUAUCUCUUUAUUCUCUCUAUCUACUCACAGCAUUUGAAAUAUUUGCUAUAGGUUUUUCGAUCACUCAA
Peromyscus californicus insignis is the source of this 2686-nucleotide messenger RNA. RefSeq names its product hyaluronidase-5-like. Gene Ontology annotation, cellular component: acrosomal vesicle. Gene Ontology annotation, biological process: fusion of sperm to egg plasma membrane involved in single fertilization; hyaluronan catabolic process; carbohydrate metabolic process. Gene Ontology annotation, molecular function: hyalurononglucosaminidase activity. The record is from RefSeq and is a predicted model, not a curated record. Lineage: Eukaryota; Metazoa; Chordata; Mammalia; Rodentia; Cricetidae.